Astyanax mexicanus (Mexican tetra) is the source of this 3888-nucleotide messenger RNA. RefSeq names its product cationic amino acid transporter 2-like. The transcript is spliced from 6 exons. Gene Ontology annotation, biological process: amino acid transport; transmembrane transport. Gene Ontology annotation, molecular function: amino acid transmembrane transporter activity. Lineage: Eukaryota; Metazoa; Chordata; Actinopteri; Characiformes; Acestrorhamphidae. The coding region runs from base 1666 to 2718 and encodes 350 amino acids. Gene Ontology annotation, cellular component: plasma membrane. The record is from RefSeq and is a predicted model, not a curated record.
GUAUAUUUUAAGUUUUUGAAUAAUAAUAAUAAUAAUAACAAUAAUAAUAAUAAUAAUAAUAAUAAUAAUAAUAAUAAACCUUAUACACCCACAUAAAGUGCAUUACCUUGACUUACCAAUUCUCCGCAUUAACCUAUUACCUUUUUGAAUAUAAUUAAAAUCAUUUUAUACUGUCGUUACUAUGUAAUUAAUGUGCUUCGGUGAACACAUGUCCUAAAAGAGUAUAAUACCGUUACUUCUGCAUUUUAGACGCAUUGAGGCAAAUAAAGCUAAAUAUCUCGGCCGCAGUAAGUCUUAGGGUCACCAAAAUUGUAUGGCAUUUUAGGACCAAUUGUCCGAUGUUAGCUAGUUAAUUUGGUGGCUAUCUGACCAUUGUACCACCCACGCGGCCCUAAAACGCUAUUUUAGUUAUUUUAAUAUGAGUAGCGCUAGCCGUGACGUCACCUAGAAAUUCGGAACCUUCACUGCGCAUGUGCGAACACGCUCCGUUAUGUGCCCCGACAUGCCUUUUUCCGCUCAGUUGGUGAGGAGGAGACGAGAGUGCAAGUAAGUAAAGUGCCGUGCGGUGCAAAUUUUAAGUCGAUUUCAGGUUAGAAAAUGUCCGAUGUAAAGUAAAUCUGUUUAACGGAGCACUGUUAGACACUGUAAUGUUAUGUUUGACGGUUAGGGUUAGGAAAUUAGGAACAUUGUUCACAAAAAGGUCUAUGUUUACCGAACAUAUAUUUCUUAUUCCGCUAAUACUGGUAAUGUAAUUCGAUGUAAUGAGAUCUUUGGUUAGGGAGUUGGGGGAUUUGUUUACUAAAGUGUCUUAGUUUACAAAGGUGUAUUUUUCAAGUUUUUCUAAUAAUGUUAAUUAAUAUGUAAUUAUCGGUAAUAAAAGGUUUAUUACGGCGACUAGACGGACAGAUUGACACAUUUCGAGUUUCCUGAGAUCUUUGGUUAGGGAGUUAGGGGAAAUGUUUACCAAAGUGUGGAUGUUCACCAAAGUGUAUAAUACCGUUACUUCUGGAUUGUACACGCAUUGAGGCAAAUAAAGCUAAAUAUCUCGGCCGCAGUAAGUCCUAGGGUCACCAAAAUUAUAUGGCUAUUUAGGACCAAUUGUCCUAAAGUUGGUGAGGAGGAGAGAGAGAGAAAGUAAGUAAAGUGCCGUGCGGGGCGUCUCAGUAAAGACACGAAGCCAGGAUAAACUCUUGGGUUGAGGCAUUGUUUUAAAUGCGGCCGGUAGCAGAGAUUCCCCGGAUCGGGCGGAGCUUUUGUUUUGGAGUUUGCUGAACUGCUGAGACGCAUACACACACAACCAAAAAGGUCUAUGUUUACCGAACAUGUAUUUCUUAUUCUGCUAAUACCGGUAAUGUAAUUCGAUGUAAUGUAAUGCAAUGUGAUGUGGGAUUUUUUUUUUUCAUUUUAGAAAUGGAACACAGGUGUCUCCUGUAGCGGUUUUCUAUUGUUUGUGAGGAGUCUGGUUCGGCAGGGUGUAUUGAUUGAUGUAUUAAUUGAUUGAUGUAUUGAUUGAUGUAUUGAUUGAUGUAUUGAUUGAUUGGUUCUGCAGGAUGUCCUGUAGCGGUUUUCUGUGGUUUGUGAGGAGUCUGGUUCGGCAGGGUGUAUUGAUUGAUGUAUUAAUUGAUUGAUGUAUUGAUUGAUGUAUUGAUUGAUUGGUUCUGCAGGAUGUCCUGUAGCGGUUUUCUGUGGUUUGUGAGGAGUCUGGUGAGGAGGAAGCCGCUGGAGCCGGAUGGCGAGCAGUCGGAUUUCCGGCGCUGUUUGACGACGCUGGAUCUGGUGGCGCUGGGGGUGGGCAGUACUCUGGGGGCGGGGGUGUACGUGCUGUCGGGGGAGGUGGCUCGGACCGUGGCGGGUCCCAGCAUCAUCAUCUCCUUCUUCAUCGCCGCCGUGGCCUCGGUGUUCGCCGGGCUGUGUUACGCCGAGUUCGGCGCCCGCGUCCCCAAAACCGGCUCCGCCUACCUCUACAGCUACGUCACCGUGGGCGAGAUAUGGGCUUUUAUCACCGGCUGGAACCUCCUGCUCUCCUACAUCAUAGGAACCUCCAGUGUUGCCCGGGCCUGGAGCGGCACCAUUGACGACCUGAUCGGAAACGUUAUCGCUAAUUAUCUGAGUCAGCACGCCGCCAUGAACCUCCCCGGCCUCGCCCCCUACCCAGACUUCUUCGCUGCUGCACUCAUCAUGCUGUUAGCAGGUAUCCUCGCGUUCGGAGUGAAAGAGUCUGCGAUAGUGAACAAGAUUUUCACGGCGGUGAUCGUGGUCGUGCUGCUAUUCGUCAUUAUCUCUGGAUUCAUCAAAGGUGAUAUUGCGAACUGGCAGCUAACUGAGGAGGACAUCAUCAACGCCACAGUCUCAGUAAACUCAAGUAUAAACUCCACUGUUCCGGUGAAUUACGGAGUGGGAGGAUUCUUCCCGUUCGGGUUUGAGGGAACGUUAGCGGGAGCCGCUACCUGCUUCUAUGCCUUCGUGGGAUUUGACUGUAUCGCCACUACAGGUGAGGAGGUCCAGAACCCCCAGAGGUCCAUCCCGAUCGGUAUCGUAGCUUCUCUGCUCAUCUGCUUUGUGGUGUAUUUUGGCGUGUCUGCCGCUCUCACGCUGAUGAUGCCGUACUACCAGCUGAGCGUUCAGAGCCCGCUGCCCGUAGCCUUCACCCACGUGGGCUGGGAUCCGGCCAAGUACGUUGUAGCUGUGGGAUCACAGUGUGCGCUUUCCACCAGGUAAUACUGCUCUUAAAUAUUACAUACACUGACAUAGCAAAGUCAAGUCAUUGUUUUAAAAUUAUCUUUUUACUUUCAAAUUCUGCACCCCUGCCAUGAAAAGCACCCUCUCUCGGGAGAAGCUGCAGGUUCUUUUUUCCUUAUUUCAGCGUAGCUUAGAACAGUAUCUUGGGUAUUUCCAUUUUCUAAGUGCAAUUAAAGCUUAAUAGACGUGGGUACGCUCCCGAGAGAGGGUGCUUUUCCUGGCAGGGGUUCUGAAUUCACUGGCUUUACACACAAGGUCAGUGAUGAGAACAAUGAAACGCAACAAUAACAAUACAUCACAAUAUACUGCAAUAAAAACGCCUUCUGGGUAAUAUAGUGUUCUGCUAAAAGACUGGGAAGGUUUGGGUAUUGUUGUAGAAAAGAAAAUGUAAGAUGGGUCCACACCCACCCCUCAUCCAGGGUACAACUCCCCUACGUGUUCGUUUUGAUAGAGAGUCGCAGACAGGUGGAGCGGAGUUGAAAGCAAACCAAGUAUUUAUUACAAAGUACUGAAUAUUCAGGAGAACCCACACAUGAAAGACCGUCUAACAGCCGUCCCAGUAAAAGUUCUGAACCCCUCUGAUCCGACUCCAUGUUUAUACCCCAAAAUGACGUGAAACCUGCUGAUGAGGCGUUGCUAACGAUUAGCUCAUGUUAAUAUGCAUAAUUUCACGUGUUAGUACUCAAGAUUCACAUGUCUGACCGGACCACUAGUGUUUGGCCUUGACUGUGUCCAGCCGGACAGUGUGAUAUUGUUUCAGUAAUUAGACAGUGCCGCCCUCACUAUGUGCGUGCGUCCUCCUCCCGCUUUGAUAGGUGAAGGAUUUUACACACAGAGAGAGAAAGGACGCACUGUUCAUCCCGAAGUCUCCUUUGUAUCAAUUCAGUUCAUACAGAGUGCACUAGCUGAUGAUUGAUGGCCGUUAGUCUGAGACAUGCAGUGAACGAAAUACUUCAAGCAUGAGCUACACAAGUCGCACAAUGAAUUUCAUAUGUUAUAUGUUAAUGUGUUAGUAGCGCGUGGUUAGACCGCCAUACAAUAGAUCCUAUGUGUUAGUAAAUGCCUUAUGUAUCAUGUGGGUUAAUUUGUCAUAAUAGAGUCUGUGUUAGUCACAUGCCUGAUCAAACAAUGUUUUACUAUAUAUGUAAA